Messenger RNA from Paramecium octaurelia, 822 nucleotides. The record is from the annotation of a GenBank genome assembly. Lineage: Eukaryota; Ciliophora; Oligohymenophorea; Peniculida; Parameciidae.
AUGUAAAUCUUCUCUAUUGGUGAGGAUUUUAGUUUCUAUUUGGUAUCUGCAUCAUAAGAAGAAGUCAUAAGAAGACAAUAAAACAAACUAUAUAAUUUCACAAGAGUAUCUGNUAAGCAAAAAAAUGGAAUGGAAAAUAAUUGUGAAUUGAAUCAGCCUAACUAUUAAUAGUAAAUUAAUUUGUUGAAAGAACAAAUUUCAAUAUAAAAAUAGUCAUUCCAGUAAACAGAAUCAACUCUUUAAAAACAAAUUAAAACAUUAACUACCUUUUUUAAUAAAUUCUUUUUUUCAAUUAAUAAUCUCACUAUUUAAAAUUCUAAUAAAAUGUUCUCUCAAAAUGAAAUUGAUUUGUUCUCAUUAGUAUUUGAAAAUCUCAAUGAUGAAUUGUAAAAAUAUGAUACAAAUUUGUUUUAAUGCUAAAACAACACGCAGAAUUUAACUGGAAAAUAUGUAAAUUCUGCGGUUGAAAAUACAAACCUAUCAAAUACUAAAGAUAUUUCAAAACUUAAGUAAAUCAUUUAAAUACAAAACAAAUAAAUUGAACACCAAUAACAAACGAUCUUGAAUUAAUAAUUUGAAAUAUAGACCCUGUAAAGAUUGAUGCAUCAGAGUGAAUAUGAAAGUAUUGCAGAAUUUACAAGAAACUGUGUAAAUAAUAACGAUUAAUUUGCUUAGGAAUUUGCAAAUUCUACUAAUGAAGAAUUGUGUUAUCAUCUUAACGAUAGUUAAAGUGAUAUUAAGCCAAAAUGUUUUUUAAAUAGUUUUUAAAAUACUCUCUAAUAAUUUUAAGUCAUUACAGAAGAAAGCACUUUUAGAAAUUGA